AUUCCGAUUUGACAGCCCUGACAUUUCACUGUAGUGACAAAUGUAAAACCGACUACAAGAAAUCACAGUAUAAAAUAUUUUUAUAGUAAUUUAACAUUCAAUCAAUUUGUGAUUGUGGAAGGUUAUUGAUUGAUAAUAUUUAUUGAUAUUAUUUGAGAAGAAGAGGAACCUGGAUUAAACAUGCCAGCAGUUCGUGGAGAUGGCAUGAGAGGCUUGGCUGUCUUUAUAUCAGAUAUUAGAAAUUGUAAAAGUAAAGAAGCUGAGAUAAAAAGAAUCAACAAAGAACUAGCUAAUAUUCGUAGUAAAUUCAAAGGUGAUAAAACAUUAGAUGGAUACCAAAAGAAGAAAUAUGUUUGCAAACUUCUAUUUAUCUUCUUGUUGGGGCAUGACAUUGAUUUUGGUCAUAUGGAAGCUGUAAAUCUACUUUCUUCAAAUAAAUAUUCUGAAAAACAAAUAGGAUAUUUGUUUAUAUCAGUUCUAGUCAACACUAAUAGUGAGCUCAUAAAGCUUAUUAUCCAAAGCAUUAAAAAUGAUCUUGCUUCAAGAAGUCCCAUUCACAUCAACUUGGCACUUCAAUGCAUUGCUAAUAUUGGUAGUAGGGAAAUGGCUGAAGCUUUUGGAAAUGAAAUUCCAAAAUUAUUGGUAUCAGGUGAUACAAUGGAUGUUGUGAAACAAAGUGCUGCUCUUUGUUUGUUACGCUUGUUCAGAACUUCUCAAGAUAUUAUACCUGGAGGAGAAUGGACUUCUCGAAUAAUUCAUUUACUAAAUGAUCAACAUAUGGGAGUAGUAACAGCAGCAACAAGUCUAAUAGAUGCACUUGUAAAGAAAAAUCCUGAGGAGUAUAAGGGGUGUGUUUCUCUAGCAGUUUCCAGAUUAAGUCGGAUUGUUACAGCUAGUUAUACAGAUCUACAGGAUUAUACUUAUUACUUUGUACCUGCUCCAUGGCUCUCUGUAAAGUUAUUGAGAUUACUACAAAACUAUACUCCUCCAGCGGAAGAUCCUGGAGUGAGAGGCAGAUUAAAUGAAUGUCUUGAAACAAUAUUGAACAAAGCUCAAGAGCCUCCAAAAUCUAAGAAAGUUCAGCAUUCAAAUGCUAAGAACGCAGUUCUAUUUGAAGCUAUAAGUCUGAUUAUUCACAAUGACAGUGAGGCAAAUCUUUUAGUCAGGGCUUGUAAUCAGUUGGGUCAAUUUUUAAGCAACAGAGAAACUAAUUUGCGAUAUUUAGCUCUAGAGUCAAUGUGUCAUUUAGCUACUUCAGAAUUCUCACAUGAAGCAGUGAAGAAACAUCAAGAAGUUGUCAUUUUGUCUAUGAAGAUGGAGAAAGAUGUCUCAGUUCGUCAACAAGCGGUAGAUUUAUUAUAUGCUAUGUGUGACAAGAGUAAUGCUGAAGAAAUUGUUCAAGAAAUGUUGAAUUACCUCGAAACUGCAGAUUACUCAAUAAGGGAGGAGAUGGUGUUAAAAGUUGCUAUCCUUGCUGAAAAAUAUGCAACUGAUUAUACUUGGUAUGUUGAUGUAAUUUUAAAUUUAAUAAGAAUUGCUGGCGAUUAUGUAUCAGAAGAAGUGUGGUACAGGGUAAUCCAGAUAGUUAUAAAUAGAGAUGAGGUGCAAGGAUAUGCAGCAAAAACUGUUUUUGAGGCUUUACAAGCACCAGCGUGUCAUGAAAACAUGGUGAAAGUAGGUGGCUAUAUACUAGGGGAAUUCGGAAAUUUAAUCGCAGGUGAUCAAAGAUCCUCUCCACUUGUACAAUUUCAACUCUUGCAUUCUAAAUAUCACCUUUGCUCCCCAAUGACUCGUGCUCUCCUCCUUUCCACUUAUAUUAAGUUUAUUAACCUCUUCCCUGAAAUUCGUACUCAAGUACAAGAAGUCUUCAAACAACAUAGUAAUUUAAGAUCAGCUGAUGCAGAACUGCAACAAAGAGCAUCAGAAUACCUACAAUUAAGCAUUAUAGCUAGUUCAGAUGUUCUGGCUACUGUCUUGGAAGAAAUGCCUGCUUUUCCAGAACGUGAGAGUUCUAUCCUCGCGGUAUUGAAGAAGAAAAAACCGGGAAGAGUGCCGGAAAAUGAAAUUAAAGAUAACAAAAGUCCAACUCCAGUUACUAACCACACGGAAGUCAACAGUUCCAACACAAAUUCUGCAGAUCUUUUAGGAUUGUCGACUCCACCAAUUUCAGCUCCUAAUCAAGGAAAUACUGGUGUAUUGUUAGAUGUUCUGGGAGAUAUGUAUAGUGGUGCAAAAGUAGCAAACAAUAAUUCCACAGUUUCAUCUAAUAGAAAUUGGUUUGUAGAUCCCAAGAAGUUUGUUUUCAAAAACAAUGGUGUAUUAUUUGAAAAUGAUCUGAUACAAAUUGGAGUUAAAAGCGAAUUCAGGCAAAAUUUAGGUCGCCUUGGACUCUUCUAUGGAAACAAAACUAGUGCGCCAAUUCUGAAUUUCAAAACUACAUUGCAAUGGUUAGAAGAGAACAAUGCAAAAUUAGCUGUACAUAUGAAGUCAAUUGAACCAAUACUUGAAGCAGGUGCUCAGAUACAACAAAUGAUUAAUGCUGAAUGUAUAGAUGAUUAUACAGAUACACCUAGCAUUAUAGUUAGUUUUGUUUGUAACACUGUAACCCAUAAGAUAAAUAUCAAGCUUCCCCUUACUAUAAACAAAUUUUUUGAACCAACAGAGAUGAAUGGUGAAUCAUUUUUUGCUAGAUGGAAAAAUCUUGGAAACACAAAUCAAACAAGGUCUCAAAGAAUAUUUAAAGCGAACUCGCCUAUGGACCUCCAAGCUGCUAGAACAAAGAUUAUUGGUUUUGGUAUGCAACUGCUUGAUGGAAUUGAUCCCAAUCCAGACAACUUUGUUUGUGCUGGAAUUAUCCACAUGAGAUCACAGCAAGUUGGUUGUCUUCUACGUUUAGAACCAAAUAAGAAUGCUCAGAUGUACAGGUUAACUGUCCGAUCAAGCAAAGAGACUGUUUCAAUUGAAUUGUGUGACCUUCUAGCUGACCAAUUUUAAAUAAAAUACAACGCAGUUGAAUUGUUUGUAGUUUUUCAAGUUGUAAAUGUUCCUAAGUUAUUUUGACAAUGUACUCCUUUUUAUUAUAAUUUAGAAGCUUUUUAUUUUAAUAUAUGUAAAUUUUAGUUGAAAGAUGUAAAAUGUCGUUUGUUCAGGUGUAAAUAUCUUGGUUCAGUUCUUUACUCUAUAUUUGUACAUAUACAUUAAUAGAAUAUAUCCUAUACACAUCA
Messenger RNA from Diorhabda sublineata, 3224 nucleotides. RefSeq names its product AP-2 complex subunit alpha (gene AP-2alpha). Gene Ontology annotation, biological process: intracellular protein transport; clathrin-dependent endocytosis. Gene Ontology annotation, molecular function: clathrin-cargo adaptor activity. The transcript has 15 exons. Lineage: Eukaryota; Metazoa; Arthropoda; Insecta; Coleoptera; Chrysomelidae. Bases 181 to 2994 code for a protein of 937 amino acids. The record is from RefSeq and is a predicted model, not a curated record. Gene Ontology annotation, cellular component: AP-2 adaptor complex; membrane coat.